This is a messenger RNA of Auanema sp. JU1783, 1059 nucleotides long. NCBI's taxonomy places the organism in Eukaryota, Metazoa, Nematoda, Chromadorea, Rhabditida, Rhabditidae. The record is from the annotation of a GenBank genome assembly.
AUGGGUUGCGUGAAUAGCACUGAUCAACAUGCUAAACAACGCUCAAAAGCAAUUGAUGAGCAGCUUAAACAAGAUCAGGAAAGGGCAUCGCGGGAAGUUAAGCUGCUUUUGCUUGGAGCUGGAGAGUCAGGAAAAAGUACCAUUGUCAAGCAGAUGAAAAUUAUUCACGAAACUGGAUAUAGUGAUGAAGAAAGAAAGCAAUACAAGCCUGUUGUGUUCAGUAAUACCAUCCAGUCAAUGGUAGCUAUUUUACGUGCUAUGGGUAAUCUUCGAAUUGAGUUUGGAGACCAACAGCGUAUUAGUGACGCUAAGCAAUUCUUCAACAUUAGCCAGAAUUGCGAUGAGCUCCCCCUAGAACUUGCUGCUGUAAUGAAGCGACUAUGGACAGAUUCAGGAGUUCAGGAAUGUUACUUUAGGUCAAGAGAGUAUCAAUUAAACGACUCUGCAUCUUAUUACUUAAACAAUUUGGAUAAAAUAUCUCAGCCUAAUUAUAUUCCAACACAGGAUGACGUCUUACGAACCAGAGUGAAAACAACAGGAAUAGUAGAGACUCAUUUUACUUAUAAAGAUUUACAUUUCAAAAUGUUUGAUGUUGGAGGGCAGAGAUCAGAAAGAAAAAAAUGGAUUCAUUGCUUUGAAGGAGUUACCGCUAUUAUAUUCUGUGUUGCAAUGAGUGAGUACGAUAUGGUGUUAGCAGAAGAUGACGAAAUGAAUCGUAUGGUAGAAUCUAUGAAACUUUUUGAUUCCAUUUGUAAUAACAAAUGGUUUACUGAAACAUCCAUAAUCUUAUUUUUAAAUAAGAAGGAUUUGUUCGAGGAGAAAAUAAAACGGUCUCCUUUAACUAUAUGUUUCCCUGAAUAUACAGGUCCAAAUUCGUUUGACGAAGCUGCAACUUACAUUCAACUACAAUUCGAAAACAUGAACAAGAGGCGAGAUGGCCACAAGGAAAUUUACACACACUUCACAUGUGCAACUGAUACUAAUAAUAUUCGAUUUGUAUUCGAUGCUGUCACAGAUAUUAUAAUUCGUGAGAAUUUGCGACAGUGCGGUUUGUUCUAA